GUUCAACAGGAUUAACGCACACACACGCACGCUCACACACACACAGAUGCUGGUGUUUAGUGUUUUGCGAGUUUAUGCGAGUUCGUAUUUUCUUACCUCCUUAACGGAACGGUGGCUGCUUCCCUGACCCGGUAGUCUGUGUGUGUAGAGAAACCGAAAGGCAGCUGGUGUGUGUCUGGACCGCGUGUGUAUGAGAGAGAGAAGAGAAAGCCGCCAGAGCAGCCGGAGAAGGAAGGAUGGUUUUGCCGAUAAAGCUGCUCCUGCGAGUGCAUGUCUCCGGGGCGACAGAGCCCUGCCCCUUCUCGCCAUGAGCCGGGUCAACCGCGUCUCCUGCUCCAUGCUCAACUGUUUUGGUGAGGAGGGGCCUCCCAGUCUGGAGUACAUCCAGGCCAAGGACCUGUUCCCCCAGAAAGAGCUGGUCAAAGAAGACGACAGCUUACAGGUGCCUUUCCCAGCUCUUCAAGGUGAAGGGGUGGAGUUUCUGGGCCGCGCCGAUGACGCCAUUAUCGCCAUCUCCAACUACAGACUGCAUAUUAAGUUCAAAGAUUCCAUUAUCAAUGUGCCUCUCAGGCUGAUUGAAGGUGUGGAGAGCAGAGAUAUGUUCCAGCUGCACAUCAUCUGUAAGGACUCCAAAGUAGUAAGGUGUCACUUCUCCACGUUUAAGCAAUGUCAGGAGUGGCUUAAGAGGUUGAAUCGAGCUAUAGCUCACCCCACCCGUCUGGAAGACCUGUUUGCUCUGGCGUACCACGCAUGGAGCCUUGGGGGCUGUGCUGACGAUGAGGACCAGCAUCUACAUCUCUGCAGACCAGGUGAUCAUGUCCGUCACAGGAUGGAGACGGAGGUGAGAAGAAUGGGCUUUGACAUGCAGAACGCCUGGAGAGUGUCUGACAUCAACAGCAACUACAAACUGUGUUCCAGUUAUCCUCAAAAGCUGCUGGUGCCAGUGUGGAUCACAGAUAAGGAACUGGAUAGUGUGGCCUCCUUCAGGUCCUGGAAGAGAAUCCCUGUAGUGGUGUACAGGCACCAGAGGAAUGGCGCAGUGAUAGCACGCUGCAGUCAGCCUGAGAUCAGCUGGUGGGGAUGGAGGAACACUGAGGACGAGUACCUGGUCACGUCCAUCGCCAAAGCCUGUGUGCUGGAUCCAGGGCCACGAGCGACCUGCAGGACACGAGGGGACGGGGGAGACUCUUCUGACUGUGACUUCGACUCCUCCCUGGCGGUGGGUUCAGGUCCGGAUGCCAGCACUGCACCACAGAAGCUGCUGAUCCUGGAUGCGCGAUCCUACACUGCUGCAGUGGCCAACCGUGCCAAAGGAGGUGGCUGUGAGUGUGAAGAAUACUAUCCAAACUGCGAGGUGAUGUUCAUGGGCAUGGCUAAUAUCCACUCCAUCAGGAACAGUUUCCAGUCUCUGAGGGCUGUGUGCAGUCAAAUCCCUGAUCCUGGCAACUGGCUGUCUGCCUUAGAGAGCACACGCUGGCUGCAGCAUCUGUCCGUCAUGCUAAAGGCAGCCACUCUUGUAAGUUCUGCUGUGGAGAGGGAGGGACGUCCAGUGCUGGUACACUGCUCUGACGGCUGGGACCGCACACCUCAGAUAGUGGCCCUUGCCAAGGUCCUGCUCGACCCCUACUACAGAACCAUCGAGGGAUUCCAGGUGCUGGUGGAAACCGAGUGGUUGGAUUUCGGACAUAAGUUUUCAGACCGCUGCGGCCACAGCGAGAGCGCUGAAGACGUAAACGAACAGUGCCCGGUCUUCCUCCAGUGGCUCGACUGCGUCCAUCAGCUCUUAAAACAGUUUCCCUGCUCGUUCGAGUUCACAGAGGCCUUUUUGGUGAAGCUGGUGCAGCACACGUACUCGUGUCUGUAUGGAACAUUCUUGUGUAAUAACGCCAGAGAGAGAGAAUCCCGAAACAUCUACAAGCGGACAUGCUCUGUCUGGUCCCUGCUCCGUGCCGGCAACAAGAACUUUCAGAACUUUCUCUACAUCCCCUGCCAUGAUAUGGUUUUGCAGCCGGUGUGUCACACGCGAGCACUGCAGUUGUGGACGGCCGUUUAUUUGCCCACCUCGUCCCCAUGCACUGCCGCUGAGGACGCUAUGGAAAUCUAUCUGAGCGCCUCAUCUCAGGGAGAGGAGCUCACCUCACGUUCACUUGACAGGCUUCCCAAGACGCGCUCGAUGGACAACUUGCUGUGCGCUUUUGAAAAUGGCGUAGCCCUCACACGCACCUCCAGUGAUCCCAACUUAAAUAAGCACUGCCAAGAGGGACGACCUCCUCUGGAGCCAAUUAUGGGCCAGGGUGGGAGUUUCACAGACAACCAAGAGUUAACCCCUGACACUGAAUUGUGUACUGAGGACCAGGAAGUGGCCCCAUGUCAGGAAAAGCCACCCUCGCCCUCUCCAAAUUCUGAUAAGGAUAGCUGUAUAAAUAAUGAACCAGAACCUUGUCUCACAACACAGCCUUUGCCGUCCUUGCCUCAUCCUUUAACGUUGGACCAGAUUUCUCCUCCAUCACAAGACCCACCCAUUUUACAAGAAACAUUGCUUCAAAUCACCAGCCCCCCUCUCCCACAAUUACCACAGGAAGUGGAAACGAGGAGUGUGGAUACCUUUUGCCCAUCCACUUCUACAGAGGAUCCACAUGACGUGCCGAUCUCAAAUGGCUUAGAGAAGGACGAGAGCACUACUGAGGCACUUGGCUUCCCUUCGCCCACUGUUGCAGAGCUUUUAGAGAUCAAAAAACUCACUACGCUUGUCCAGUUGGAGGAUUCCACUGAAACCAUAAAGGACGAGUAUGGCACCGUGGCCGAGCUGCAUUCUGUUCAGAAGGUCAACACAGGAAAGGCUCCGGUCUCAGCUCUGGCUACAAAUGAUGAAAAGUGGACCCAGGGUGUUAGGAAGCUCCUCCGUACCCAGUCUGGUAACACCAACGGAGGUUACAGAGAGGCUCAGCGUAAUCUAAGCAGUCCAAUCCAGCCUGGUUGGAUGUCAGCAGUGAAAAAUGCUGCACUCUGCAAUUCUUCAUCCUUUUCUUCAGCCCUGGGACCGUCGUUCCGUCAGAUUCCGUCAGUGGCCCACUGCGUGGAUGACGACGGCUUGCCGGUGGCGCUGGAUGCCGUGCAGCAGCGCCUACGUCAAAUUGAGGCGAGCUACAAGCAGGAGGUAGAGGGGUUGAGGCGGCAGGUCAAACAGCUGCAGAUGAAGCUGGAGAGCAGGCAGUAUAGCUUGCCACCAUCCAAGCCAGACAUCUACUACGAGGAUGACAUUACAUGCCUCCGAGAGUCAGAUGAUGAUGACGAAGAGGAUUCUCUAUCGGCCCACAGCGAGGAUCGCCUCAGCGAGGGCAGCUGGGAUCGAGUGGAGAGAAAAGAUACAGAGGUUACCAGAUGGGUUCCAGACCACAUGGCCUCGCAUUGCUUCAACUGUGACAGUGAGUUCUGGAUUGCUAAGAGACGUCAUCACUGCAGGAACUGUGGAAACGUGUUCUGUAAAGACUGCUGCCACCUGAAGCUGCCCAUCCCCGAUCAGCAGCUUUACGAUCCGGUGCUAGUGUGUAACUCGUGCUACGACCUGCUGCUGGAGAGCCGAACGCGGGAACUUCGCUCGCAGCAGCUCAAAAAACCCAUCGCCACGGCCUCAAGCUGAGCACGCACAUCAGAUUCCCACCCGGUGGGCUUCCCACACGCCCUUACCUAGGUGCUCUGAGAGUCACCUGCUGUUUUUGGCAGAGAUGUGACGGCCACGCUGGUUAGUGAGAAUUAGUGGUUUGUUUUGAGCUGAAGCACUGCGAGGAUGUGGGCAAGCAAAUACAAGACUGAGUCAGGGAACGGUUUGAUGACUGAAUGGAGUUUAAAACGGAGAAAGAGGUGAAGGUUUUUUAAUCACACGGAGGGGCUGAACUCAUAAAUCUCUUUCUCUCUUUGACAGAGAAAGCCUGAUUUUAAAAAGUCCACCAGGGGGUGCUGUGGCUACAGUGUCCAUGGUGCAAAAAGAUGUUUCAUCUCAAGAAGUCGUCACAUUGUAUCCAGAACUCUAUAGAAAUCUGUGCAUCAUGGUAUUGGGACACAGAUUUAGCUCUCUAAAACUUAUAUCAAAUACAACCGCAAAUAUAAACGUACCUUAGAGGACAAUCUCUCGUUUGCCCUUGACGCCAGUGACUCCAAGGUCUCGUGUUCCACCCAGAGGCUCGCCGUAUCAAAGAUGCUGCUGCUGCUACAGUAUUUAAAAGAAAUCUAAUUUUGUACCAUUAUUUUGUGCACUCUAAGCUGUUGUAAAUUUGAGGGAAAUCUGAGACCAAACCGAGGGCGAAAGGGAGAAAAUAUGCGGUUUGUUUACUCUGUGGUCUGAACUUGAAUGUACUGUUUGUCUUUUUUAUGUCUGAAAGGAGCCACUGAAGAGAUGUUGCUGGAUGUUGACAUUUAAAACUGAUCUGAGGCCAGUUAUAAUGGAAAAAAAAUCUUUGCAUGGAUAGCAGGAGUUUCAGUGUAUAGACUGUGGGGGAGACGGAUGAAUACAAUUGAUUUGAUAUGUAGUGUGCUUGUUUCUUCACAUAAUGGGGGAAAAACAAGUGCAUAUGAGAAUAGAUGCUAAAAGAUGCAGUAUCAAUGCUGUACUGUCCUUGUUGUAAUUCUGUUUUUGACAUGCUCUUGUGCGUUCAGGGGAAUCCUUAUCAUCACCAUUGAUUUAAGUACAGAUUAACAUGAACAGAUGGGUGAAAUAUUUUAAGAAGUGGUUUUUGCUGCCCAUAACGUGAAUUACAAUUCUAUUUAAACUUUCUGUGCCUCAAAAGAAAAGAUACUUUAAAUGAAUAAAAUAGUCAGACCAAUUACAUAUAAACAUUGCGAAUAAUUUGUUUUUUUUUAAUGCAAAAUUAUGUCUUUAAAAAUUAAAAAAUAAAACUUUUUUUUCUUUUUCUUCUUCCCUUUGGCAUGUUAAAAACAGGUUUGAAACAGGGAGUUCACAGAGCCACUGAAUUGUUCAGACCCGAGUAAAGUUUAAUUUUGUGUGUCGCUUAAUUGAAACAUGCAGAAUAGCAUUACGCAAAUCCUAAAAAAAUAUAUAUAUAUUCAAAUAUAUAUAUAAAAAAAGUUUCUUUUUUUAUUUUAUCAGACAAUGUUCCUAGCUGUACAUAUAUUAUUUUAUUGUGUUCUUUGAAAUACUAGUGCCAUUCAUUUAAUUUUUUUCUUCUCUUGUGGACUGCACCAUGUCACUGCUCAUUAAUGACUAAACCUGUAUAAUGGUACGAAUACUUAGCAAGUGAGUGUUUUCUGAGAUUCUGCGAUGCCUAAUAAUCUAGGUCUUUUUUUUUUUCAAUGGAAAAUGAUGAAGGAACAUUUGAUUUAGAAAAAAAAUUAAAUAAAAACCAAACCCACUGUAAUAUAAAUAUAUAGUUAUCUGUACCUAGUGGCUGGAAUUUGUCACUUAGUAAAUGUUGUAAAGAAUUGCACUGUUCAAGUCUAAUCCCAUAGGGCAAAUAAAAAAAAAUGU
Clarias gariepinus (North African catfish) is the source of this 5482-nucleotide messenger RNA. It is a transcript of the gene mtmr4, whose product is annotated as myotubularin related protein 4. Gene Ontology annotation, molecular function: metal ion binding; phosphatidylinositol-3,5-bisphosphate 3-phosphatase activity; protein phosphatase binding. The transcript has 18 exons. Gene Ontology annotation, biological process: regulation of autophagy; dephosphorylation. The coding region runs from base 191 to 3640 and encodes 1149 amino acids. NCBI's taxonomy places the organism in Eukaryota, Metazoa, Chordata, Actinopteri, Siluriformes, Clariidae. The record is from RefSeq and is a predicted model, not a curated record.